Molecule: messenger RNA, 405 nt
Organism: Soboliphyme baturini
Lineage: Eukaryota; Metazoa; Nematoda; Enoplea; Dioctophymatida; Soboliphymatidae
Source: the annotation of a GenBank genome assembly
AUGUUUUACCACCGGGUACUGGUCACGAUGCUGUUGGUGAGCGCUUGCCUGUGUCUACCGCGGUCGCUAAGCAGCAAACCGCAGCGCGAAGACGACGGUGAUGAAACAUUUUUGUCCGUUUUAAGAAAUUUUGUUCGAAGCAGUGUAGGUCAGCAGAAGGAAUUUCUUGGGUCGUUGCUGGACACCGUCUCCGAGCCGUGCAGAAACUGCCGCACAGCCGGCAGAGUUGUGACGGAUGCACCACUACCCAAAAGAACUGACAACACUGGCUUAAUCGGUGGAACGUUACUGCACGCGGCAAACAUUUUGAACAACAUGAUGAAAAUGGAAUUGGUCAAUCGUAAGUUGGAACAGUUGAAGGCGACCGGCGAUAUAUACCAGUUUAUUCAUGGAAUAAACCCUUGA